GUGCUGAAGCGGUUCGUCACGGAGCGGGACUUCCUGGCCUAUCCCAACAAGCACGUGAAGGGCGAUAGCGCCUCGACGAACAAGGAUGCCAUUGUGAAGAACAUGAAGAUGAUAUCGGCGAUCCUCAGUGAGGUUCACCCUUCGGCGUGCCUCGGGAAGCUGGCCACUAUCAUGGCGCUGACGACGAUCGCUGCAGAACAUCGCGACAGUUGGAAGCUCAACCCCAAAGCAAAAUCUGCUUGGGCUACCGAGUACAGCGGGCGCGUGCGGACGAUGUGCCAGCACGCGCACAAGGUCCUCGGCCGCGCGAAGGUGCCGAAGUGGUUCCAG
Prorocentrum cordatum is the source of this 330-nucleotide messenger RNA. The record is from the annotation of a GenBank genome assembly. Lineage: Eukaryota; Dinophyceae; Prorocentrales; Prorocentraceae.